ACAAUACAGUGCAGCACAGUUAAGCUGAGUAGGCUGUUAAUUAGCAGUAACAAGGCUUUAUAGUCAGUCGGCAUUUGUUGAGCAUUAAGUACAAAACGUAGCAGUAAAUAAAUAAAUAUAUUCAUAAUCAGGCCGAGUAGAAUGUCUGAGCAAGCCCUCAACGAGUCCUUUGAGAGCGGCAUUGAGCGUUUAACUGAGGACGAAAGCAUGCUCAAGGUGUUAGACUUGAGCCAGCUGCAGCGUCAACACAGCAUUGUCUUUGCCAGCGCCCAAAAGCAUGUGGCCGAGCUGGAGCAUCUGCUGCUCAAUGUAAGCUCCGGCUGGGUCAAGCAGUUAAGCAAGCCUGCUGCUUUGCAACCUGCUCCGUCUGGCCCUACCACGCCGCAGGCCUAUCGCUUCAAGGACAUUUACGAGCAGCGCAAGCGGCAGCAGCAGCAAAAGUGUCUCGAGCAAGAGCGUGCUCAGCGCGAAUUCCACAGUCGUCCCAUGCCCAAUUUUCGACAAGUGCAUCAGCAGCUACUCACCAAGCAAGUGGCACAUCAGUUCACGUGCCCCAUUACGCCAAAUGUCCUAAAGAAAUCCUUGCAGCUGCAGUGCAAGCGUCGCGAGCAGAUCGAGCAGCAGCAACAGGCACAACAGUCAGAGCAGAAGUCGCGUCCCCAGCCCAAAUCUGCGCGCAUGGCUGCUGCUUUGCUACCAUUGCAGCCCAGCAAUGCGCCCAUGCGGCACCUGGAGGUGAAACCCUUUCGUUUUUCUACUGAACUGCGUGCUGAGCAGCGAAAACUCUUCAAUGUGAAGGCUCAGCAGCUGCUGGAGCAGCGUCGAUGCGACCUGGACCAGCAACGUAAGCGCGCCGAGGAGGAGGAAUACCAAAAGCAACGCCAGCUGUCCAACUUCAAAGCGCGCCCCAAUCCCUUUAAGAAUCAAUUCCAAGCAGUUGCUUCAGCUCAUGUGUUUUAUGGCGUUUAUUGA
This is a messenger RNA of Drosophila busckii, 972 nucleotides long. RefSeq lists its product as uncharacterized. Lineage: Eukaryota; Metazoa; Arthropoda; Insecta; Diptera; Drosophilidae. The record is from RefSeq and is a predicted model, not a curated record. The transcript has a single exon. Bases 142 to 972 code for a protein of 276 amino acids.